Molecule: messenger RNA, 2237 nt
Organism: Planococcus citri (citrus mealybug)
Lineage: Eukaryota; Metazoa; Arthropoda; Insecta; Hemiptera; Pseudococcidae
Product: esterase FE4-like
Exons: 11
Coding region: 345-1991 (548 amino acids)
Source: RefSeq, a predicted model, not a curated record
AUUCGUCUGUCAAACCGGUUUCAUCAAUGAUCGUCACAUUUUUCUGUUAAUCGUUUGAAAUAAGUAUAUUAUGCCUAUGCCUGUGUCCACUUUAUAUUCAUUAUUUUAUCAUCGGUGAUUCGUUAAAUCAAUAGAAUUAAGAAUGAGUUCAGUUGUUGCGUUUUGAGUACACUAUACUGAUCGCGAUUUUUUCUCAUUCGAUUUUUUUCCUGGAAAUAUCGGUUUUAUUUAGAGAGAUAGUAUGAACUGUAUCCUACAUAGUAAACAGGCAUACCUACCUAAAUAUCAACAUACAAGUGAAAGAUGAACGCGUAAAGAUUUUUUCCAAGCACCAAAACGAAAAAAUGAUCAUGUUUGGGCACAAGUCGUUCAAUUUUAUAAUAUUCGUACUUUUUGUAAAUUUGACUAAUGGAAUCCUAUUAACAACAAAACAAGGAAUUCUGAAAGGUGAAGUUUCUAAGAGUAGAUCAGGUAGAACAUUUUACACCUUUUAUGGCAUCCCAUAUGCAGAGCCUCCUGUGGGGAAGUUACGGUUCCAGAAUCCGAUCCUCGCUCAACCAUGGGAAGGUAUAAGAGAUGCUACUGUUUUACCACCUUCUUGCAUUUAUCAUUACUUUGAAGCAGGCGUUAUUGGCCAAGAAGAUUGCCUUUAUUUGAAUGUUUAUACCCCAAAAAUUACAAAUGAAACUUUGCUACCCGUAAUGGUACUCACAUUUGGUGGUCGUUUUAUGUAUGGAGAUGCUUUACCUCAUAGAUAUGGACCCCAUUACUUAAUGGACAGAGACGUUAUUCUGAUUACGUUUCAUUACAGAUUAGGAAUUCUAGGAUUUCUUAGCACUGAAGAUGAAACAUUACCGGGGAAUUACGGUCUGAAAGACGGAGUCGCUGUGCUACAAUGGGUACAAAAGUACAUCGCUGAUUUUGGAGGAGAUAAGGAUAGAGUGACAAUAUUCGGAGGUAGUUCUGGGGGUAUGACAACUUCGUUGACGUUACUUUCUCCUCUUGCAAAAGGUUUAUUUCAUCGUGUUAUUUCUCAAAGUGGGGACCCUUUCAGUUUCGACCUAUGCUAUCAGGGAAGAUUGGCUGCUUGGAAACUUGGUUCUAUGGUUGAUUGUACUGGAGACGAUGUUAAAACUUCGGAUGAUUUAGUGAAGUGUCUGAAAAGCAUUCCAGCUGAAGAAUUAGCUUCUCAUAACAAUGAUUUCUUCACCCAUGGAAUUAUGAUACCAUCGAUGCCAUGGAGCCCGAUAAUAGAAAGUGAAAACGUUCCUGGAGCUUUUCUAGUCGACGAUCCUACAAAAUUAAUCCAAAGAAAUUCAGACAUUCCUUGGAUGAUGGGAAUGAAUUCUGAUGAAGGAGGCAUGAUGGCCUUAUUUCAGUAUUUUCGCCCGGAUUGCACAGCUUUAUUGGAUGAAUUGAAUGAAAAUUACAAAGAGCUAUUUCCUUUAAUAUUCGGAUAUGGGUGUCACGUUAAAGAUCCUGAGCGACUGGACUUCAUAACAGAAACAUACAAAAAACAUUAUUUUGGUGAAAACAACAUCUCCCAAGACGCCUAUGGUUUCUCAAAGAUGUUUUCAUCGCUAAAAUAUCUGUGGUUCACAAAAAAAUCCAUGGCAUUGUAUCAAGGACCAAAAUACUUUUAUUAUUAUGAUCACAAGAAUGAAGAAUCAUUUGCCAAGACAAUGAUCCCCAACGCCAGUGUUGAAUUUGGCGUUAUUCAUGGAGAUGAGCUCAUCAGCUUAUUCAAUUGGUCUUCUGAGAUAACACCAGUUACCAAGGGUGUGGAUUUAAUUGUUUCUGAACAAAUGCUCGACUUAUGGACUAAUUUUGCUGCUAAUGGAGAUCCAAAUUAUAAAGAUAAGCGGAUUUGGGAUCCUGUCGAAUCGAGCAAUUUGAAUUAUUUGCAUAUACAAGGAGGAACGCUUCAAAUGAAGAAUGAGUUUAUGAAAGAAGAAUCUGAAUUUUUAGAAAAUAUUCUUGGUGAGAGCUGAAAGUCAUUUUUAAAUGUGGAUAUCAAUAAAAAAAAUACAACAAAGAAGCAAUGCUGGUUCAUUUUUGUUGAGGCGAACGAUGAACUACCCAAUCGAUCAGAAUAAAAAUGAGUUUUUGAAAAGUAUGUUGGUAGGUAAUUGAAACCUACUUAUGUGGUAUUUCUUUCAUUUUAUGAAUGUCUAUUUAAGAAUGUCUAUUUGAUUUCCUGUGAAAAUAUAACUUUGUUGUUUUGUUUUUUGCAAAAA